AUGGCAGAAUCGACCGGUACAGCGAGUGGUUCCUCAAACACAGACCGUCAGGGCUUUACGACUAUAGACUUUACAGUGACCUCCCAUACUGAGUGGACUCAAUUUGAGCUCACAGUCGGAGAUAAGACACGCAGAAUAUUCACCUACGGAGACAAGGAUGUCCAGACAUUUCGAAGUGAAGUAGCCAGGCGGAUAGAGGGGCUAAAGUGGUGCGACUCUAGUAUGAUGGCCCAGCCUCUUGAUGCUGUAUCGGCUACGAAAGUGGCCAGCUACAAAGCUGACUUCGUGCAAGGCCGCUGGGGCGCUGAGUACUUUGGGAACGAGACUGCUCAGGGGAGGACGACUAUGUGCUCCUCUCCGUCGUCGCGACAUGAGCUGGAAGACGGCUCUGGUCGGCGAUGUCCAUUAGGCAGUGUUCCCGAUGAGCUUGUCACUCACCUUCAAGCGGAAAAGGGGAUGCUGGAGGGAAAGCAGUGGUUCAGAGAAUGA
This is a messenger RNA of Cryptococcus wingfieldii CBS 7118, 489 nucleotides long. RefSeq lists its product as hypothetical. The coding region runs from base 1 to 489 and encodes 162 amino acids. NCBI's taxonomy places the organism in Eukaryota, Fungi, Basidiomycota, Tremellomycetes, Tremellales, Cryptococcaceae. The record is from RefSeq and is a predicted model, not a curated record. The transcript is spliced from 3 exons.